Molecule: messenger RNA, 2241 nt
Organism: Lytechinus variegatus (green sea urchin)
Lineage: Eukaryota; Metazoa; Echinodermata; Echinoidea; Temnopleuroida; Toxopneustidae
Product: UDP-N-acetylglucosamine transporter-like
Exons: 8
Coding region: 213-1211 (332 amino acids)
Biological process (GO): pyrimidine nucleotide-sugar transmembrane transport
Cellular component (GO): Golgi membrane
Molecular function (GO): UDP-galactose transmembrane transporter activity
Source: RefSeq, a predicted model, not a curated record
GCCAUACCGCUACGCCGGGGGAGCUACGUUGCAAAUUCCCGUACACAUCAUCAUAACUGCAGCUGGCCGCAAUCAAGUUGACAAUGUCAAUGACAUGGUUGAACUUGCUCGACAAAUGCCAUUCUGUGAAUCUUUGAGCUGCUACAAUUGAAUACAUCUGCAUAUUCCUGGCUCCAUCAUACUUUUUAUUUAGUGACGAAGUCUACUCUAAGAUGAACACUGUGAAAUACAACCUCAAGUACGUGUCGCUAGGUGUCCUGAUCGUCCAGACGACGACCCUCGUCCUGACGAUGAGGUACUCCCGGACCUAUCAAUCAGAGGGACCUCGCUACCUCAGUUCCACGGCUGUCGUCUUGGCUGAAUGCAUGAAGAUAGUUGCUUGUAUAUUGCUUGUAUACUUCCAAGAAGGGGGCAGAACGAUUGAUGGCUUUGCGAAAGUGAUGAGAGAAGAAAUCAUUAACAAACCCAUAGACAGCCUCAAAUUGGCAAUACCAUCCGGUCUGUACACGCUUCAGAAUAACCUUCUCUUCCUUGCUCUCUCCCAUUUGGACGCAGCAACAUACCAGGUGACCUAUCAGUUAAAGAUUCUGACAACGGCCAUGUUUUCAGUGUUCAUGUUGGGCAAGCAGCUUAAUGCCUCAAAGUGGAUCUCCCUCAUCCUUCUAAUGGCAGGGGUAGCUUUGGUCCAGAUGCCAUCAGAAAGCAAGCCAAAAGAAACGGAACAAUCGAUGUCAUCGGAGCUGAUCGGUCUGAUAGCAGUUCUGUGUGCCUGCUUCUCCAGUGGGUUUGCAGGGGUUUAUUUUGAGAAGAUUCUCAAAGGCACCAAGCAAUCAUUAUGGCUCAGGAAUAUACAACUAGCUUUCUUUGGGGUAAUCUUUGGUCUCGGUGGUGUUAUAGGAAAAGACGGAUCGAAGGUUGCGGAGGAUGGUUUUCUUCAAGGAUACCAUACUAUCACAUGGGUAGUAGUGAUAUUACAGGCCCUUGGAGGUCUUAUUAUAGCAGCCGUUAUCAAGUAUGCAGAUAAUAUAUUGAAAGGAUUCGCUACAUCAUUAUCAAUCAUCUUAUCAACAGUAAUAUCUUAUUAUCUGCUGCACGAUUUUACUCCCUCAAGCUAUUUUUUCGUUGGAGCUGCAUUUGUCAUUUCAGCGACGUUUCUCUACGGCUACGUUCCCAAGGUAACUCUGGAUCCCAAAGGAUCAGAUAAUGUUUAGUCAUAAGUGUCACGUUAAAAAACUUAUACGAAAUAUUACACAACGGUCUCAACAGUGUGUGUGUGUGAACAUGCAUUGUGCAGCUAUCUCUGGAUGAGAAUGAUCACGCAAUGUUUAUUCUAAAGUCCUUUGGAAGCGCAUAGGGACGUUAUGACAUAAUCUGAUAUACGCUAUACAAGAACUGUGUUAUUAUUAAAAAAUGUUACAAAACUUUGGAAAAUAUAAUCACCUUUUUUUAAUGGUGUGUGUGAAAUUCUAAAUCAUGUAAUUUUGCAGCUGUUUUUCUUCUGUGAAGAUUAUGUUAUCAUGUUCAUAAGAAUAUUGUGCAAAUAGUCUUUUUAGAUGUAAAAUUUUAAAUGUUUCCAAACUAUGAAUAUCAACGUUGCUUAAUUAAAAAAAAUUUAUUUGUUUUUUUUUUAAAAAGAAAGCUGGUUUCUUGCAUAUACCAUCUACUUUAAAAGCUUUUUUGUACAUACAGGUAUACCCAUUAGAUAAUAUCCAGAAUCAUAUAUUUUAUUAUGAAAUAUGAGAUAGGUAUUUAUUUGUUUUUUAAGCAUGUUUUGAAAAUCUGUGAAAGCAGUUUUCCAUGUAGGGUUUUAGAUGAAUUACAGAUGUAAGUGCUGAAAACACAUGUCUGUAACAAAAAGAGUAAUUAUUGUGGUUGUAAAUAAACACUUCAGUCUUUCAUUCCAGUCAAUAUAUUAAACCUAUUUGUGUGUGGAAAAUAUGUAAUUUUUUGUUUACACUAAACUUUGAUUUGGUGUCUUUCAUCAGUAAAUCCAAUGAAAGGGUUCGAUAGAUUAUUGAUGAGGUACUUUGAGAUAUUGUCCUGGGCCCACAUCCAUGAAAGCUGAAUAUGUCUAAUUAUCACAUAAUUAUAUAGGGCCACAGUACACAAUUAUGUGAUAACUAGACCUGUAAAGGUUUUGUGAAUAUAGGUCCUGGUGGGUGUUUCAUAAAGCUGUUCGUAUAGUUACGCAAGACUGGAACACAAUCUUAGGUCAUAACUCACUUACAUAGGGAUAUUACA